Messenger RNA from Melanotaenia boesemani (Boeseman's rainbowfish), 3191 nucleotides. It is a transcript of the gene nlgn3a, whose product is annotated as neuroligin 3a. Gene Ontology annotation, biological process: neuron cell-cell adhesion; chemical synaptic transmission; postsynaptic membrane assembly. The record is from RefSeq and is a predicted model, not a curated record. Lineage: Eukaryota; Metazoa; Chordata; Actinopteri; Atheriniformes; Melanotaeniidae. Gene Ontology annotation, molecular function: neurexin family protein binding; signaling receptor activity. The transcript has 8 exons. Bases 545 to 3118 code for a protein of 857 amino acids. Gene Ontology annotation, cellular component: cell surface; postsynaptic specialization membrane; synapse.
CAAGAGCGUCAAAACGCACCAGGACUAGGAGGAGAGCUCUUCGCUUGGGAAAAAUUAAAUAGAAUAAAAUAACACGGGAAACAUCCGUUAAAAUGACAGCAGAAGGAGGAUAAUGACAGUCCCUAUCGCUGCUCAGGAAGGUAAAUUCCGAAUAAUAUAUAAGCAGUGUUCAGACUACACGGAUAUUUGGAGUACAUAGGCUGCAAGCCCGACAGCAAGUGAAGACCCCGAGACGGCCAAACAUUGCCCCGGCUUUUCAUUCUCAGUAAGGCAUGGGGGGAGUUACACCUCGACACGGCAGCACUGGCUAGAAGAUCUGACAAGCGCACAGAGGACAGUGACUAAGGACCUUGCUGCGAGAGGACCUUCAUAACUGUGACUCUUUCUCAUCAUUUUUGAGCUUGUGGGCUCCAAUAUCACAGCUGAUGACUGUCCCUCAGGAGGUUGGAGUACAAGGCUUAACAGCAAGCCUGUGUGUUUGCUGAGGGGGGCGUGCCCCAGCUUGUAUGUUGGUCAUCUGCACUUGCUCUUGCUCACAGGGACCAUGUGGUUUUCUCCAAGGAGAAAUUGUUUCCCUUUCCAGAACUGGCAUGGUGCCUACAAAUACACAAAUUUCUGUGUGUCUUUAUGGGUUUUAAGUUUUUGUUGGUGCUUUUCGGGCGUGAGAGGUCAGAACUACCACCCCACUGUGAACACGCAGUACGGGAAACUCCGAGGGGUGAGGGUGCCACUGCCUAGUGAGAUUCUGGGACCGGUCGACCAAUAUCUGGGGGUCCCGUAUGCUGCCUCCCCCGUGGGAGAAAAACGUUUCAUGCCCCCUGAGCCUCCUUCUUCCUGGUCAGGAAUCAAAAAUGCCACCCACUUUGCUCCUGUCUGCCCUCAAAACAUUCACAAUGCUGUGCCAGAGAUCAUGAUGCCAAUAUGGUUCACUUUCAACCUGGAUAUAGUUACCACAUAUAUACAAGAUCAACAUGAGGAUUGUCUUUACCUAAACAUCUAUGUUCCGACAGAGGAUGUCAAAAGAAUAUCCAAGGAAUGUGCGAGGAAACCCAACAAGAAAAUAUGUAGAAAAGGAGGCGCCCAUGCAAAAAAACAGGGCGAGGAUUUAGCGGAUAACGACGGUGAUGAAGACGAAGACAUACGAGAUACUGGGGCCAAACCUGUGAUGGUCUACAUCCAUGGAGGGUCCUACAUGGAGGGGACAGGCAACAUGAUUGAUGGAAGCGUCCUGGCCAGCUAUGGAAAUGUCAUCGUUAUCACUCUUAACUAUCGUGUUGGAGUACUCGGCUUCCUCAGUACAGGUGACCAGGCUGCUAAAGGGAACUAUGGGCUCCUGGACCAGAUCCAGGCCUUAAGGUGGAUCAGUGAGAACAUUGGAUUCUUUGGAGGAGAUUCCAACCGCAUCACUGUAUUCGGUUCUGGAAUUGGAGCGUCCUGUGUCAGUUUGCUGACCCUCUCCCACCACUCUGAAGGUCUGUUUCACAGAGCCAUCAUUCAGAGUGGGUCAGCCCUCUCUAGCUGGGCCGUGAACUACCAGCCGGUCAAAUAUACACGUCUCCUGGCAGAGAAGGUGGGCUGUAAUGUCCUGGACACAUCAGACAUGGUGGACUGUCUGAGGAAGAAGAACUCCAGGGAGCUGGUGGAGCAGGACAUUCAGCCAGCAAGAUACCAUGUGGCCUUUGGACCUGUAAUUGAUGGCGAUGUUAUUCCAGAUGACCCUGAGAUUCUAAUGGAGCAGGGCGAGUUCCUGAACUAUGAUAUCAUGCUGGGGGUCAACCAGGGCGAGGGGCUACGGUUUGUGGAGAACGUGGUGGAUUCAGAGGACGGCGUGUCUGGAAAUGACUUUGAUUUCUCUGUAUCUGAUUUUGUGGACAGUCUGUACGGGUACCCAGAAGGAAAGGACACACUGAGGGAGACCAUUAAGUUUAUGUACACAGACUGGGCAGAUAGGGACAAUCCAGAGACCAGGCGGAAGACACUGGUGGCUCUCUUUACCGACCAUCAGUGGGUGGAGCCAUCAGUGGUGACGGCUGACCUCCAUGCUCGCUAUGGCUCGCCAACCUACUUUUACGCCUUUUAUCACCACUGCCAGAGCAUGAUGAAGCCUGCGUGGUCAGACGCCGCCCAUGGCGAUGAGGUGCCCUAUGUCUUUGGAAUUCCUAUGAUCGGUCCCACUGACCUUUUCCCCUGCAACUUCUCCAAGAACGAUGUCAUGCUCAGUGCUGUGGUCAUGACCUACUGGACCAACUUUGCAAAGACUGGGGAUCCCAACAAACCAGUUCCACAAGACACCAAGUUCAUCCACACCAAGGCCAACCGUUUUGAGGAGGUGGCCUGGUCCAAGUACAACCCACAAGACCAGCUGUAUCUGCAUAUCGGCCUGAAGCCACGUGUGCGCGACCACUAUCGUGCCACUAAAGUGGCCUUCUGGAAACACUUAGUGCCCCACCUUUACAACCUCCAUGACAUGUUCCACUACACAUCCACCACCACCAAAGUGCCACCCCCAGAGACCACGCAGAACACCUUGUCCACCAAGAGGCCCAAUGGGAAAAACUGGCCAUUCAACACAAAACGACCCUCUAUGUCGCCGGCCUAUAACAGUGAGGAUAAAAGCUCUUGGAGUGAUGAUGAAGAGACAGGGCCUCUUGUCGAGGAUAACCCGCGGGACUACUCUACAGAGCUCAGUGUCACCAUCGCAGUGGGAGCCUCACUGCUGUUUCUCAAUGUCCUGGCGUUCGCAGCGCUCUACUACCGCAAGGACAAGCGGCGGCAGGACUCCGGCCACGGGCAACCCAGCCCGCAGCGCCAGACCACCUCCAACGACAUUGGCCACCACGCGCCGGAGGAGGAGAUCAUGUCGCUGCAGAUGAACCAGACGCACCAUGAGUGUGAGGCGGGGAACAGCAAUGAAGGGGCACUACGCUUGGCCUCACUGCCUGACUACACUCUCACUCUGAGGCGCUCUCCGGACGACAUCCCCCUCAUGACCCCUAACACCAUCACCAUGAUCCCCAAUUCUCUGGUGGGCAUGCCCAACCUGCACCCAUACAACACCUUCACAACUGGCUUCAACUCCACCGGCCUGCCGCACUCCCACUCAACCACCCGCGUAUAGCUUUAAGGAGGCCAGGGGGCAGCCAGCGCAGGCGGGGGAGGAGGCGGCGGAGGAGCAUGAGGAUAAACGAAUG